Molecule: messenger RNA, 927 nt
Organism: Gracilinanus agilis (Agile Gracile Mouse Opossum)
Lineage: Eukaryota; Metazoa; Chordata; Mammalia; Didelphimorphia; Didelphidae
Product: olfactory receptor 150-like
Exons: 1
Coding region: 124-927 (267 amino acids)
Biological process (GO): G protein-coupled receptor signaling pathway; sensory perception of smell
Cellular component (GO): membrane
Molecular function (GO): odorant binding; G protein-coupled receptor activity; olfactory receptor activity
Source: RefSeq, a predicted model, not a curated record
GGAAAUGAUUCUAUAGUGACUGAGUUUAUCAUUGCAGGCUUAACAGAUCAACAAGAACUCCAACUCCCUCUUUUCUUUUUGUUCUUGGGUAUAUAUGUAGUCACUGUGGUAGGAAACCUGGGCAUGACCUUCUUGAUUAUUUUUAGUUCCAAUCUCCACACCCCCAUGUACUAUUUUCUCAGUUGUCUCUCUUUCAUUGACUUGUGUCAUUCCACUGUCAUCACCCCCAAAAUGCUUGUGAACUUUGUGUCAGAGAAGAACAUCAUCUCCUAUCCUGAGUGUAUGAUUCAACUCUAUUUUUUCAUUAUUUUUAUUAUUUCUGAGUGCCACAUGUUGGCAGUGAUGGCAUAUGACCGCUAUGUGGCUAUCUGUAGUCCUCUACUCUAUAAUGUCAUGAUGUCCAAUAAGAUCUGUUUUUGGCUAGUGAGUGGAGUAGGUACAAUAGCUGUGCUUGGUGCUACAGUUCACACUGCCUGCAUGCUUAGAGUUUACUUCUGCAAGGACAAUAUUGUCAAUAAUUUCUUUUGUGAUCUUCUUCCCCUCUUGAAGAUUGCCUGCUCCAGCACCUACAUUAAUGAAGUAGUGAUUCUGGCUUUCACUUCAUUUAACUUCUUUAUCCCAACCCUCACCAUCUUUAGCUCUUAUGCUGUCAUUCUCUUUAGCAUCUUCCGUAUCCAGUCAACAGAGGGAAGAUCCAAAGCCUUUGGCACUUGCAGCUCCCACAUCAUGGGGGUUGCUCUAUUUUUUGGUUCAGCCGGAUUCAUGUAUCUGCAACCUUCUUCUACCAACUCCAUGGACGAGGGGAAAGUAUCCUCUGUGUUUUACACCAUAGUAAUGCCUAUGCUGAACCCCUUGAUCUACAGCCUAAGGAAUAAAGAUGUCAAGAUUGCCCUGAAGAAGAUGCUGGAGAGAAGGAAGUUCUCUUGA